Molecule: messenger RNA, 2342 nt
Organism: Solanum verrucosum
Lineage: Eukaryota; Viridiplantae; Streptophyta; Magnoliopsida; Solanales; Solanaceae
Product: F-box/kelch-repeat protein At3g06240-like
Exons: 4
Coding region: 142-1383 (413 amino acids)
Molecular function (GO): protein binding
Source: RefSeq, a predicted model, not a curated record
GGAGAUAUGAAGCUGCACAAAUAAAUUAGCAGCAGAUUUAGGGUUCAACCAGGAAGGUGUAGAAGAGUGGAGUUAGUUUUUUUUAGCUCUCGAAGAACAGAGAAAUUCAAUUCAGUUGAACAGAUUCGCCGCGGGAGAGAAAUGUCGGAUUAUGUGCCAAAAGACUUGAUGAUUAAGAUCUUCACAAGGUUACCAAUCAAAUCAAUCCUUCGAUGCAGAAGUGUUUGCAAGUCAUGUAACGGUGUCGUAACUAUUGUGGGUAGUUGUAAUGGGAUUGUGUGCCUUGCUGCUGCCGACCAAUUGAAUUACUUGAAUCAUUUCUACUUUUGGAACCCAUCUAUCAGAAAGCCUGUAGAACUCCCAGAACAAAUUUAUACAUGUGAGAAAUGUGAUACAUAUGCUUAUGCGUUGGGGUUUGGUUUUGAUCAUGUUACCAAUGACUACAAGGUGGUAAGAGUAGUAGACACUUCGUCUCAUCCGUUGCCACCUCAUGUUGAUCUUUAUAAGUUAAGUACUGGUGUUUGGGAAGACAUUAGCCAUGUCUCUCUGUCUUACCUAUUCCUUGCCACUACAUCACAGGCGUAUGUGAAUGGAGCUUCUCAUUGGAUUGCUUCCAAAUGGGAUGUAUUAUCAUUUGUGAAUGUGAUUGUUUUAUUCAACAUGCAUGAUGAGACAUUCUUAGAGAUGAUAUUGCCGAGUAGUUUAAUCAAUGAGUCACGAUCACACUAUGAUGAAAUGUUCCUUUUUGUGUCAGAGGAAUCUCUUUGUUUGGUUGAUAAUAACUAUGACAAAUGUGAACCUAUUGAUAUUUGGAUGAUGAAAGAGUAUGGUGCACCAGACUCAUGGGUGAAACAGUUCAGCAUCCAAAAUAAUCAGUUUGCACAACAUAUUCCUCUUCGUGAUGACAUUUUCUGGACACCUUAUUCUGGAAGCGCUGCUCGAACUGAGCUUGAGAUUGCUAAUGAAUUUCUGAAGCCAAUGGCUAUAAGGAAAAAUGGUGAAAUCUUAUGGGAAGGUAACCGAAGAUUAUUGGUUUCAGUUGAUCAUACAGGUGAAAGGUUUAAAGAUGCUGACAUUGGUAACUCAUCAAAUGAUUGGUGUUACAAUCCACGUUAUGUUAAUUAUUACAAAGAGAGCCUUGUUUUACCUGAUAGAUGGACAAAUAAUUGUGUUGGAGAUGCUUGUGAGGAGUCAUCCAAUUUAUGGAAGCGAGAGCCCAAAGAUAGGAAAAGAAGGAUCUCAAGGGAAAAAUCUAAAUAUAGAAUGCGGAUUGCACCUCUUUUGCACAUGAGUGGAUUGCUUUACGUGUCAAAAAUGAAAGGGAAAUGGUUGCGGAAGAAAGGAAGGAAGAUCAAGCAAGUCAAAGAUCCUUCAUCCAAUUAAUUAGCUAUGUUGCACUUGAAGUCCUUUAGCUCAGGUUCAGUCUCACAAUGAAGACCUCUUUUGAUGUAUUGGAAGGUCAAAGUUUCCAUGAGCCAGAAGUGUAUGGCAUAUUUAAUACUCUAGGGUACUGAAACUCUUUGUUCUAAAGACAGACUGUAAAUACUUGUCUUAAUUACUUUCUUGAUAGAUGUUUGGUGCAUGAUACUUCUAAGGGUUGUGUGUUUAUCUAUCUAAUGUUUGGUGCAUGAUACUUCUAAGGUUUGUGUGUUUAUAUAUCUAUCUAAUGUUUGGUGCAUGAUACUUCAAGGUUUGUGUGUUUAUCUUGGCACCUUGGUUUUUUUAGUAUACUAGAAAACUUUUACAUCGUCUAUUUACUGAAAUUGGAUUUGUUAGAGGAUAUCUGUUGUGUUUCCCCCUUGGGUAGCACCCGUAGCAUAGCUGUUAUUACUCCAAAACAACCAAACAGUAUAUGCUGGAACAGUCUUUCAGGUUAUCUUCAAAUGCCUUGUGAUCCUUCUUCCUUCACCGCAACAUAACGGUUAUUUUAGGGAUAUAGGCAUAACUCACACAGUCUAAUAAACCGUAAUCACAGAUCCAACAAUUGCCUGUCACUACAUAAAUUGAAGUGCACAUUUGCUCUUGGGUGCUAAACUUUUGGAUUAAGAAUGGUAGAAUAGUCUUGGAUUGUGGUUUGCAGACUAACUGAUUACUGUUUCUAGCCAAUUUUUUCGGUAGUAAUUCUAAAGACCACUUAUGAACUGAAUUUAGUUGUCAUGAUCACAUGCCUUUCUUUCUAUUUUGUUGAUCUUACAACAAGUUGUGAUGGGCUUAUCCUCUCUGGUUCCUUCAUCUUCCUCUUCUCUUCUACAUCUUGCUGAUAGGAGUUUAAGUCUUCGUCGUAGCUGAAAUUCCAAUUUCAGUUGCCAUUAACAUGCAGUUGCGCUAGGGUUUCUUUUGAU